This is a messenger RNA of Fundulus heteroclitus (mummichog), 1659 nucleotides long. RefSeq lists its product as uncharacterized. Lineage: Eukaryota; Metazoa; Chordata; Actinopteri; Cyprinodontiformes; Fundulidae. Gene Ontology annotation, biological process: DNA integration. Gene Ontology annotation, molecular function: nucleic acid binding. The record is from RefSeq and is a predicted model, not a curated record. The transcript has a single exon. The coding region runs from base 278 to 1258 and encodes 326 amino acids.
GCUCAACCCUUUAGUUGACAAAGACAACCUCUUGCGAGUAGGGGGACGUCUCUCCUCAGCUGAUCUCACUGAGAACGAAAAGCACCCUCUUAUUUUCCCGUCCUCCAGUCAUAUCGCCACACUACUAGUAAGAUACUUUCAUGAACAAGUGUCUCAUCAGGGGAGACACAUAACUGAGGGAGCUAUCCGGGGUGCUGGGUUUUGGAUUGUUGGAGCGAAGCGCCUUGUAUCUUCGGUCAUUCAUAAGUGUGUUACAUGUCGAAAGUUGCGAGGAAAAAUGCAGGUUCAGAAAAUGGCAGAUUUGCCUGCUGACCGACUCAUUCCUGAACCACCUUUUACCUCUGUCGGUCUAGAUGUGUUUGGACCAUGGACAAUUGUGACUCGUCGAACAAGAGGUGGUUGCUCUCAAAGUAAACGUUGGGCUGUGUUGUUCACGUGCAUGUCAACCAGAGCCGUGCACAUCGAGCUGAUAGAGACUAUGUCUACUGAUAGUUUUAUAAAUGCACUGAGAAGGUUCUUCGCUAUUCGUGGCCCAGCCAAGAUGCUACGCUCGGACAGAGGCACAAACUUUACAGGGGCUUGUAAAGAGUUGGACCUGGAAAAAGAAAACUCAGGUGUAGGGAAGUACCUGCAAGGAAGAGGUUGCAGUUGGAUUUUCAACCCUCCCCAUGCGUCGCAUAUGGGAGGUUCGUGGGAGCGCCUCAUAGGGAUUGCCAGGCGCAUUCUGGACACAAUGUUGUCACAAACUGAAUCAACACGUCUCACUCAUGAAGUCUUAAGCACCUUUAUGGCUGAGGUGACGGCAAUUAUUAAUGGAAGGCCACUGGUUCCCAUCUCCACAGACCCUGAUUGUCCUGUAGUACUCACCCCAGCAAUGCUAAUUACACAGAAGGUGUGUGCUGUUUCUGCACCAUCUGGGAACUUCUCCACAGGACAGUUGUUUGGGAAACAGUGGAAACAUGUUCAGCACCUUGCUGAUACUUUUUGGAAAAGGUGGAAAGGACAAUAUUUGCCCACCUUGCAAAGUCGCUCAAAAUGGACUGAAAACAGACCCAAUGUUAGAGAAGGAGAUGUAGUCCUGCUGAAAGAUCCUGAGGCCAGCAGGAAUGAAUGGCCUAUGGGACUAAUAAUAAAAACCUUUCCCAGCAGGGACAUGAAGGUCCGCAAAGUGGAAGUGAAGGUUGUACAAAACGGGACUGUAAAGGUGUUCUUAAGACCAGUUUCUGAAGUUAUUGUUUUGCUUUCUGAAACUGAGUAAUUAUCAUUUGUUCCUCAACAUCCGAGUGUUGUUAUUUUUGUGUGUGACUAUGUUAUGAUGGUUGUUGUGAUAUAAUGUGAUUAUAUCAAGCGGGGAGUGUUCUGUCUUUUGUUAAGACAGUAAGAAAUUUAUACCAUGAAUAAAUUACAUAAAUAAGAUAUAAAAUAAGUUCAUAGUUAAAAAUUAGUUUGAAGAAAUCCAGGGUAAAAACCGUUAUAACAGUUUGUGGUUUACAUUUAAUCCGAGUGAGACAUCUCUUCUCUGUUAAAUGUGUUUGUUAUUUAUGUGAGGUAGUGAGUGCUCUCACUUUGACAAAAUCUUUGACGUAUUUUUUCUCUGGGAUAACGUGUUCAUGAAACUGCUCGUGUUGGAUUGUAGAUUUGUUCUUCGCGCUUCUGCUU